GUACCAACAUGGCGAGGGCGUCCAUACGUGUUACGUGUAUACGUCUCUACGUCUCUUCCGUGUUCGGGUGAAGACAAGCUCCAGGCUGUAGUCAGCGGCUCUUCUGCCUACUCUCCCCUGUUCGCAAGCUCUCUCCGCCCUCUGCCUCUGCUCCCGGGUGCAGUGACUCAGCUCCUGUUGCUCUCUCCCCGGACUGUCCUCUCUCCUCGGACUGUCCUCUCUCCUCUGACCGCUUGCUGAUGCCAGGGGCCGGGAUGUCUUCUUACCUGGAGACGCCGAGCCCUGGAAGGCAGCUACUGGAUGAUACGAUACCGCUCAGUGCGACCAUCGAAGCCAGCCAGAACCUGCAGUCUCACACGGAGUACAUCAUCCGAGUGCAGAGGGGCGUUUCUUCAGACAACUGCUGGCAGGUGAUUCGUCGAUACAGUGACUUUGAUGCACUAAACUCCGCCCUCAUGGUGAGUGGGAUCUCUCUGCCGCUGCCUCCAAAGAAGCUGAUUGGAAACAUGGAUCGUGAAUUCAUUGCAGAGAGACAGAGAGGACUACAGGCCUAUCUGGACUACAUUACUCAGCAUCCUCUUCUCUGCUCCUGCCUCACAGUCAAAAGGUUCCUCGACCCCAACAACUAUGCCACCAACUACACAGAGAUCGCGCUCCAACAAGUCUCAAUGUUCUUCAGGUCUGACCCCAAAUGGGAAGUUCAGGAGCCACUCAAAGACAUGGGCUGGAGAAUAAGGAAAAAAUACUUUAUGAUCAAAAACAAGGAGCAACCCAAAGAGAGAUACCUCCUCAGCUGGGUGGAUCUGGGCCCAGACAAGUUUCUCUCAGACAAAGAUCUUCAGUCAGCCAUCAAAUUGCUCUCUACUCUGCCUAGUUCUGUGGUGGUUCCAUUGGUCUUCUCCAGCGUUAGUGAAUCUUCAGCUCUGAUCAUCAGACCGUUCAGUGAAAGAGGCUCCUUACGAGACCACAUCUGUAAGGUGAAGCCGAGAGAGUCGUACCUGAAGAAAUACUGUAACCCCAAAAAGAGUCAAGGUCUGGACUUGCCCUCCAUCAAACUGUACGGACGCACUAUUCUAGAGGCCCUCAGACUGCUCCACAGCUCUGGCCUAUUCUGUGGACAUCUUCACUGCUGUAAUGUUCUCCUGGAGGAAGGUUCUAUCAGACUGGUGGAUCUUGAGAACGGUUUGUUGGGAACUCCCUCAGCGGUCAGACCUCUGUUCACCCAGUUCAGAAAAGUCAACACCACAGAGAGCAUAGAUGUCUUCUCUUUUGGGUUAGUACUCUUUGAGAUGACAUAUGGUUGGCCUCCAGACUCUGUCCCCAUCGACCAGUUUUCAGAUGUCCCGCACCCCACAGUAGGUUCAGUUCUUCAGUCUCUUCUGUCCUCAGAAGCUCUGAAGUUUGGGCUGCCCUCAGUCUCUGCGCUGCUACAAACACCGUUGUUUAGUGACGUCCCGCUGCAGCACUCAGAGAAGCAACAGUUUAAGGUCCCAAGUCGGUUAAAAGAAGCUCUGAAAUCUGCCAAAGAGAAUUUAGAAAGAAGACUGCAAGAAGAACAGAGACAGCUCCAUCAGCACAGACGUCUGACGAGAGCUCAGUCCCAUCACUGCUCAGACGAGGAGAGGAAGAGGAGGAAGCUGCUCGCACGAAAGAAGUCUCGGCAGUCGGCGUUUGAGAAUGAGGAAGAGGCUUCUGUGCGAAACAACAACAAUUCUGGUUCCGGAGCCAGUUCUCCUCCAACGUGUCCCUCAUCUCCUACACCACCCCCUACAGGUGUCCCCCCUCCCCCUCCUCCCCUUGGGCCUCCUCCUGCUCCCCUUGGGCCUCCUCCUGCUCCUGUAGCGCUAGCUCCCCCUGGUGGUCGCACCGCUCUGCUCAGCUCUAUCCAAACCUUUAGCAAAGUGCACCUGAAGAAGGCAGAAACAGUGGACCGCAGCCAGCCAAUCAUAUGACACGAAACUAGGACUGCAGCCAGUCAUGACAGGGAUCACAGCCAGCCAAUUAUAUGAUCAGAAACCAGGACAAACCAGGCCCCGUCAAGACAAAUCAGGACUGCAGCAGCCAAUCACAUGACAGAAAAACAAGGACAAACUGCAGCCAGCCAAUCAUAUGACACGAAACCAGGCCCAAUCAGGACAAAGCAGACAGGACCGUAUGACCAUAUGAUAUACCAGGUAUCAGGUCCAAUCAGGAUAAAGAAGGAUUGCAGAUAGACAGUAACUAGGAAAAAUCACGCUCUCAACUGGGACUCUGAUCAGCCAAUCAUAUGAUAGGGACUGCGGCCAGCAAAUGAUAUGAAGUGAUCCAGGACCAUAACCUGCUGAUCAUAUGACCAGAAUCUCGGAAUGCACCGAUCCAGCUUUUUCAGUUCUGCUACCGAUCUUGACACUUGGACUGUAAGCAUCUGCCAGUACCUGAUAUUAACUAAUCCCAGGACUGAAAAUGGAACUUAUUCCCUUAAAACAGUUAACAUAUUACACAAGAGAUCCAAGUGUGAUUGCUGGUGGGACACUGCUGGUGUCUUAUCUGAAGGAAUAUAUAAGGCAGUCUGACCAGAACUAAAGCUGCUUGGAUGAGCAGAAAAAUGUCUUCACUCUAAAACUUCUGACAAAAUUAAAUUUUUUGUUUGUUAUGCCACUGUUAUUUAUCUUUCAAAUCUCUACUGAACAGCUUUUAAUGAAUAAAAGUUCAAAUAUUGAGACAUCUUGGGCCAAAAUCAGCCUGUAAAUAUAAUGAUUAUAGCCAGUUGAAGCUUAAUCAAUUUGGAACUGAUACCCGAUCCAGCAAAUCUUUCUAUAUUGGUGGCGAUAGUUGAUACCAAUAUCGGUAUCUGCGAAUCCCUACCAGAAAACCGGCUCAAUCAGGACAAACUACCACAACCAGCCAAUCAGAUGAUCAGGAACUGCACCAAAUUAGACCAAACCAGACCAGGAACACAGCCAGUCAAUCAUAUGACCAGGAACCAGGCCCAAUCAAGACAAAGGACCGAAGCCAGCCAAUCAUAUGAUCCCAAAUCAGACCAUGCCAUGCCCAACAAACUGCACUUUUUAAGGACUUCCUGAUCUCCAUCUGCCCAUUUAUGGACGUGACCCUGUUGGAGGAGGGCAAUAUGUUGUUUAUAAGUGAAUAUUGUUGUUUUGAGAGUAUGCUAAAUUUGAACAUGAUAAGUAACAUUUGUGAUGGUGAAAAAAUAAAAAUAAAAUCAUGCUAAUACAUCAUUUCAAACAAAUCCAGAUAUUAUACUUAAUAAACUAUUGUAUAUUUCAGACCUGGACAGUUUGUACUGCACUCUGCUCCGUCCUCUUCAGUGUCACAUGUCAGUGCAAUAUGUCUCAUUUAAAUCAUUUGAGCAACCAGCUCUAUAGUUAUA
Molecule: messenger RNA, 3370 nt
Organism: Periophthalmus magnuspinnatus
Lineage: Eukaryota; Metazoa; Chordata; Actinopteri; Gobiiformes; Gobiidae
Gene: pxk
Product: PX domain containing serine/threonine kinase
Exons: 18
Coding region: 240-1952 (570 amino acids)
Biological process (GO): protein targeting to lysosome; early endosome to late endosome transport; endosome to lysosome transport
Cellular component (GO): early endosome; late endosome; extrinsic component of endosome membrane
Molecular function (GO): phosphatidylinositol binding; ATP binding; actin binding
Source: RefSeq, a predicted model, not a curated record